AUGACUUCGGUAGCUGUACUAGGUGGUGGCAUUUCUGGCUUGUCAACUGCUUAUUAUUUAUCUCGCUUAGCACCUAAAUCAACUAAAAUUAUUUUAAUUGAGGGUAAAGAUAGAGUAGGUGGUUGGAUUCAAAGUCGUCGUGUUUCACCUGGUAAAUAUGACAGCAAAAAUCAUUUACCAAAGUUAUCACAAGAAGAUGAUUCUAUAUUAUUUGAAGCUGGUCCAAGAAGUUUACGUCCUGAAGGACCCAAUGGUGUUAUAUUAUUGGAAAUGCUUCAACAUCUUCAAUUAAAUAAGAAUGAGUCAUUGUUAUGUAUACCUAAAUCAGAUCCUUCUGUUCGACAUCGUUACAUUUAUUAUGAUGAUAAAAUCAAUACACUUCCAACAGGUCCUAUGUCAUUAUUAUUUAACAAACCCCCUGUAUUCAAAUCGGUUAUUCUCGCCGGUGCUCUGGAACCCUUUCGUUCGUCUCGUUUCAAAAAUGGUAUACCAAAGGAUGGCAAAGAAGAUGAGUCUCUGUAUGAUUUUAUGAAACGACGAUUUAAUGAACAUACAGCUAUUAACUUGAUGGGCGCUCUUGCUCAUGGAAUUUAUGCAGGUGAUGUAAAGCAAUUAUCUCUAAAGUCAACCAUGCGUAUGCUUUAUGAAGCAGAGAGAAAUUAUGGUGGCGUCAUCAUGGGUAUGUUACGAGGUACUUCUAAUACAGCUACAAUGCGUGAACGAGGUAUGGUAGUAAGAGCAAGGAAUCAGGAUCCUGAAUGGUUUAGUAAAAUGGAAAAAAUGAGUAUUUUGGGAUUUAAGGACGGUAUGGAAACUUUGCCUAAUCAAAUUCGCGCUUGGUUAGAACAGUGUCCUAAUGUAGACAUCAUCAUAAACGACCCUGUCGAAUCUAUUGAAGUUAAAUCAAAUGGAAAAGAAACCAAGAUUAAAACUAAAUCCACUGAUAUCUACGCAGAUCAUGUGAUCUCUACUAUUCCUUCAAUUAAUCUGGAUAAAUUACUUAAAGAACAAAAAUUACCCCACCUUACUUAUAAUCCUUCAGUAGAUGUAGCCGUUGUCAAUUUUGCAUAUCCAUCAGACGUCAAAUUGGGAUAUGACGGUUUUGGUAUACUUACACCACAUCGUGAUACAAAGCAUCCCAUCUCUCUUCCUGGUACUCUUGGAGUUGUAUUUGAUUCAAAUACGAUGCCAGGUCUAGAAACAAUUCAAUCAGACACAGUAAAGGUAACUGCCAUGAUAGGUGGUUCUGAUUGGAAGGACGCAUUUGGUAAAAUCACUAUUGAUGAGUUAGAUCCUGAAAUAGCUUAUAAAUAUGCUAAUGAUGUGAUGAAUGUCUUUUUAAAUAUCAACAGUACACCUACCCAUUCAAUGGUUAAUCUUCAAAAGCAAUGUAUUCCUCAAUAUCUUGUAGGUCAUGAAGCACGUCUACGUGAACUUCAUCAUGCAUUAAAAGAUAAAUAUGGUCAUCUCAUGAGUGUCACAGGGGCUAGUUAUCUGAGUGUCAGUGUCCCAGGUUGCAUUAAGAAUAGUCGUAUGCUUGUGGAAGAAUUAUUAGUGUCUGGUGCUUUAGGUUCUCGUGAAAAAAUUGUUACAGGUCUUGGAAAUACUGUGAAGGGCACUAGUACAGAGGAGAUGAAAGAUAGUGCCAGAUUAAGUAAAGGAAAUAUCAAUAUUAUCAUGAAGUCAUAA
Molecule: messenger RNA, 1689 nt
Organism: Cokeromyces recurvatus
Lineage: Eukaryota; Fungi; Mucoromycota; Mucoromycetes; Mucorales; Mucoraceae
Product: protoporphyrinogen oxidase
Exons: 3
Coding region: 1-1689 (562 amino acids)
Biological process (GO): heme biosynthetic process
Cellular component (GO): mitochondrial inner membrane
Molecular function (GO): protoporphyrinogen oxidase activity, oxygen as acceptor
Source: RefSeq, a predicted model, not a curated record